Molecule: messenger RNA, 2530 nt
Organism: Metopolophium dirhodum (rose-grain aphid)
Lineage: Eukaryota; Metazoa; Arthropoda; Insecta; Hemiptera; Aphididae
Product: esterase FE4-like
Exons: 11
Coding region: 400-1992 (530 amino acids)
Source: RefSeq, a predicted model, not a curated record
UAUUAAAAUAUAUGCUGUAGUGCUCAACGUAUAUGUAAUAAAUACGUCUCAGUCACACUACAUAAGCGUAUAUAGUGUUUACAUGUUUUAGUUUCUUCUACGUUUUGUGCGCAAAAUUACAAGAAUGAAUUCGGAUUUUGUUUUAUAAUUGUUAUUAUUAUUAUUUUAUAUUUUACAAAUAACUACUAAUCAAUAUUCAUUGUUCAAAAAUUAUGUAUAAUGUGUAAAUAUGACAUAGCCACACAGGUUGUAGCUAGGUUAUAUCGUGAGUCGAGCAUUUAAGCACGUAUACAGAAAACGAUACUGCCGAACUUAUAUCUCUGAAACUAUAGAGACUUGUGUAUCAUAUUAUGCGAACGUGAUGUAAAUGUGUCUGUAUCACAACAAAUUCAUGUGACAAUGGACGUUGUCCUUGAACAAGGUGCUCUACGAGGACUUCACAAUAAAACACUUUUGUCGAACAAACCUUAUGUCAGUUUUCUCGGCAUUCCCUACGCUAAACCACCCAUUAACGACUUAAGAUUCAAGGCUCCCGUUAAACACCCGGGAUGGUCCGGCGUUUUAGAAGCUAUUUCGGAAGGAGACAGAUGCAUGCAGUACGCUUUCAUGACGGACCACAUCAUCGGAAGCGAAGAUUGUCUGUACCUGAACGUAUUGGUGCCACAGGUCGUAAAAACACAGAACGAACUGAAUGGAAAACUUGCUGUUAUGAUAUUCAUACACGGGGGCGCCUUCAAUUAUGGCUGUGGAUCAGUAAAUGAAUACUCCCCCGAUUAUUUGCUCGACGAAAACGUGAUUGUCGUUACACUGAAUUAUCGUCUGAACGCCCUAGGAUUUUUAAACUUGGAUAUUGACGAGUGUCCUGGUAACAUGGGCUUAAAAGAUCAACUAUUUGCAAUCAAAUGGAUAAAAGAAAAUAUAGCUGCGUUUGGGGGUGACGCUGACAAUAUCACUAUCUUUGGUGAAAGCGCUGGGUCAGCAUCUGUUCAUUGUCACACGAUGUCACCACAAUCAACAGGUUUAUUUCAAAAAGCAAUUAUGCAAAGUGGAUGUGCAUUAAAUCCAUGGGCGUUAAAUGAAAAUCACAGAGUUGCGGCCUUUAAGUUGGCCUAUAAUUUAGGAUGUUUAAGUAAUGAUCCCGAGGAAAUAGUAAAAUACUUAAAAAACGUACCUGCCGUUGAUUUGGUGAAAGAAACUAAAUUCAAGGAUGAAACAGAUUUUCUGGAUUACAAGUUCGUACCAUCUAUCGAAAGUGUCACGGUCAGUAAUCCAUUUUUACCGGCUCAUCCUUUACAAUUAGUUCACGAUACAUCUCCAGUACCCGUAAUUAUUGGACUUAACAAUAUGGAAGGAAUGAUAGCAUUAAUUGAGUACAGAUUAAGUCAAUUUUCUGAUGAUCGCAUAACAGAUGAAAUAUCAAAACUGUGUAAAAAUCGGUACAGCACUGAAGUUAUAACUAAAAUAAAAGAUUUUUAUUUCAAUAAAUGUAAUAUUGAAUCUGAAACAACAAAAAUGGAACACAUAUGUCACCUGCACAGUGACGUAUUAUUUGUCAAAGACUUCUAUCGCGGCUUCGAUCAUUUCCUGAAACAAGACGUCGCAGCGGUUUACAAAUACGAAUUCAAAUUCGACGGCGAACUUAACGCUGUCAAAAACAUGGUUUUUGCUACGAGACCAGCUCUUCGGCACACCUUAAAAGGCGCAUGCCAUGCGGACGACAUUAAUUAUUUGUUCCAUGGUAAACUAUCUGGGGUUGUUCCAAAACCCAACUCUCCGGAACUCGAAAUGUGUAAGAUUAUGGGUAAGAUGUGGUCCAAUUUCGCGAAAUCGGGUGAUCCAAAUUCAUCGGAUUUAAGUUUCAAAUGGAUUAACGCGAGCGCAAGUGACCCAAAAUAUCUAUCAAUAGAUGGUGACAGGACACGGAUGGCUGAAGGGAUCAUAAACAGCAACAGAUUACGUCUUUGGCAAGAGAUAUCGGAAUCCACUGUUUAGGCGAUAACAAAAAUAAUUAUUGUCUUCAAUCGUACUUAUUAAUUAUAAUAUAUACCUACACAUAGUUUUGUAAAGUAUUCAAAUACUUUUUUUAUUCGAAUACUAUUUUAAAUAAUUUUUUAUUUAAUUGAUAUUAAACAGGUUUUUGUUAAAUUCACGCUGAAUUAGCCUUGGUUGGAUCUUCUCUUAAGUUACUCAAGCCGUCAUAUAAGAAUUAAAAAAAAACAUCCACUACUAUAUUAUACAUUUGCUAUGAAUGUCAAAAAAAAAAUGUUUACACAGUCAACAACAUUAUGAUACAAGGUUUUUCAUGAGUUGUUAAUUAAUUACCACUAUUAAAAAUAUCAAAAACUAACUGUAAAAGUUAAAGUUUUGACAAUAUUUGUCAAAAUCUCAAGUUUGUAAAUUUUUUUGUAGUUAAAUAUUCAUAACAAUUGUAAUAUUUAUACUUGAGAUUUGAUAACUAAAUACAAUGUUCCCUAUAAGUUGUUAUUGUUACAAGAUUUUAAUAAAUAAAAAAUUAAACGUAAUUCUACAA